AUGGCGAUGGUCGCAUCCCCGUCCUUCUUGAAGGACAUGCAGGUGAACUGGGGAUCCAUUGCGAGCGUGAGUGAAGAAGCAUCGAGGGCAAUGGAGACAGUGCAAGCCAAGGCCAAGCAACCUGAGGACAUGAUCUCGACAGCACAGCUUCCCGUCAGUUCCGUUCGCGAUGCAGUGAUCCUUCUGCAAAGCCCGGGCAGCGGCGCAGGACGAGAAAUUGAACCAGAUGAGUUGCGAGAGAUUGUGGCGGAGCUGAUAGCUGCAUACAGUGACCCAGAUCUUCAAAGGAAGAUUAGAGACAUCUACGAGAAGCAGAGAAGAGCUCAGCUUCAAGCCAGUGCUGCAGGUGUCGCAUCGGAGGAUCACAUGGCUGAGCUUCGAGAACUUUUGUGGCCUUGCCAGACGGACAUUGCCGAGGCCUACGGGCUGCCCGGCACGACGGAAGGGCUACAGCGCAUCCAAAACUCUGUGCAGAGACGAAUCACCGAAGGUGACAUCGAGAUCAGAUGCCUGGCUGAUGAGGCGCUGAUGCUGAUUGGCAUGAGCCCUCUGCAGAACAUCAUCCAAGAGGUGAAAGCUGAGGAUUUCUUGAAUUGUAUAUAUGGAGCUGCUGGAGACAGCAGCGGCACAGAGAUAGAAGAGUUUUUCCUGAGAAAGCAGUCCAGCGCUCAGCACGAAAGCUUUGACAGUGAUAUUGCUUCAAACAUCCAUCUUCUGGCACGGGCUCGCGGUUUGAUGGCGGCUCGGCGCCUCAAGGAGGAGCGGAACCCUCCGGGUGGCCUGACUUGCGGAUUGUUGCGCACUUGGGCGGCAUACGAGAAGCUAGGGCUGGCACCUCAGCACAUCAUCAGCACGGAGCCGCCGCCUGUGGCGCGACUCAAGAACCCCACAGCCGCCCAGGUCUGGGAGUUUGUGCUGCGAAACCAGCCUGUCAUCAUCGAGGGCGCAUGCAAUCCCAAAGACUUCCCUCCGGCCACCGACUUCGCGGACUUCGAUUACAUGCGAGCCCGAUGUGGACAUCGCUAUGUCAAGGUCAAGGGCGAUUCUUGCUGGGACAACAAGGGGCGACAGCUGUUCCUCAACGACCCCACGAUUGAAAUCUCUGUGUCGGAUUAUUUGGAUUUGGUAGAAGUUGCCGAAGAGCACGAGACCUGCAUCUCCUGGUACAUGGGGAAGCUGCCACUGCACACAGACCUGCCAGAGCUUUUUGAGGACAUUAACAACUCUCCGAAUUCCCCGUGGCGAAAAUUCGGCACCUGCUUUGGGGAAAACAACAAGGGAGUGCACACCUAUUUUGGCUGUGGUGGGAACACCACCUGCAUCCAUUCCGAUCCAUCGGAGAAUCUGUUAAUGGUUGUGAUGGGUGAGAAGUUCAUGGACAUCUACCCACCUUGUGAUGCAGCCUGUAUGCACACAACAGUGAAGAAGUUCCUCAACUCACUAGUACCACCCUUCAUCGAUCCGAACCAUGUGCCGGAGGAGGUUGACAAGAACUGGGGCCACUACAAGUAUGCACAGCCCCAGAAGGUCCACCUGAAAGCUGGAGACCUGUUUUACCUUCCAAUCUUCUGGUGGCACUCCGUUCAAGGCUCGAUAGGGAGGAACAUGAUCCUGAACUGGUGGUGCCUCCAGCAUCCCUACAAGGAGCACAGGUACACAGGCUACGAGGGAUCCCGUGAGGUUUUGGAAGUUCUGCAGCACCUGAACGAGGCCUGGUCCUCCAACGACAAAUCGGCAGCAAGCGCUCAGGAGCGUUCAGUGGCCCAAGAGUUGGGAAAUGGCGUUCUCUACUCCGACUCCAUGUGCGCUGCGAGCAACAGCUACAAAAAGCUGGUUGCACCACCGGUCCCAAAGUCCGUCUCGCAGGAGAUUGCUUUGGGCAUGUGCGUCAUGGACAGUGGCAUUGGCAGAAGCAAGAACAGCUUUGAGGACUGCAUUUGCUUUACUUGCAUUGUCUACUUUCAUGGCCUCUUCUGGAUCUGCGCCUACGAAUGGCUUCCGAUGGAAAUCGUCUCGAUGACGCGUGAGGUGAAGGGUGCAAAGAGCACCCCCGUCGUCGAAACUGGUGAGCUGUCAGUACAAGCUCUCUUUCUAACGGGACAUGAGCACAUGCUAGGCAUGCAACAGGAAGAAGAGCAGAAGAGUUUCGGAGGCGGCGCCCACUUCAAGAGUUACACUGCCUGUAG
Molecule: messenger RNA, 2186 nt
Organism: Symbiodinium sp. CCMP2456
Lineage: Eukaryota; Dinophyceae; Suessiales; Symbiodiniaceae
Source: the annotation of a GenBank genome assembly